AUGGUUGCGAUUAGCAAUAGUCCGUCGACGUUAGGAUUAGAGACUACUUAUGGCCCAGCUGAAUACAAGGGCCUCGUGCAUAACUCAUUCUUGCUGUUCCUGUCCACAUUUGCGAGCAUCGGAGGUGUUCUAUAUGGAUAUGAUCAAGGAGUCAUCAGUGGGGUUCUGGGCAGAGAAUUCCCCUCGUUGCCCAACAACUCGACACUCCAAGGGUGGAUGGUUUCCGUCCUCAUCUUGGGUGCCAUGUUUGAUCGCGAGGACGAAGCAAUCUCAACACAGUCUCGUCUUCGUCGGGUCCAUAGCAGCGAUAGCUGCAUCAUGAACGAGGUGCUCGGAAUCAAGGUAUCGGUGCUUUUUGACAAAGCUACCACCGCGGCCAUGUUUCCUGGCAUCACCUCUCCCGUCCGGUUGAGCUAUGAAAGAUACAAAUCCUUGUUUGUUUCUUGUCAUCUCAACCGCCGGUUACUGACUGCCUGCGCACUUCAGCUAAUUCAGCAGUUUACAGGUAUCAACGCGAUCAUUUACUAUGCACCGCGGAUCUUUGAAGAUAUUGGCCUCUCCGGCAACUCCGUGGAUCUCUUGGCCACAGGAGUCAUCGGGAUCCUCAGCUUCCUCUGUACCGUCCCGGCAUUCAUGUUCAUGGAUCGCUGGGGUCGCAGAACGGUCCUCAUCGUGGGUGGCAUAGGCAUGGGUAUCUCCCAGCUCAUUGUGGCUACACUCAUUGGCUGCGUCAACUGGGUGAUUCCCUCUGAGAUAUUUCCGCCGGGGGUGCGGUCACAGGCGGUUGGAAUAGCCAUUGGCUUCAUCGUCGCACUCAUCACUCCGAAGAUGCUAGAUACCUUCACGUUUGGGUCAUUUUACCUUUAUCUUGCAUUCUGUGUCUUUCUCAUGUUCUGGGUGUAUUUCGCUCUCCCGGAAACCAAAGGCGUUCCAAUCGAAUAAAUGGACAGGAUUUUCGGUGGGAACCAGGGUGAACAAGACACGAUCCGGAUGGCAAGCAUCCGACACCAGCUUGAGAUUGGAGAAGUUGGUGCUGGCAAAG
Molecule: messenger RNA, 1042 nt
Organism: Aspergillus ibericus CBS 121593
Lineage: Eukaryota; Fungi; Ascomycota; Eurotiomycetes; Eurotiales; Aspergillaceae
Product: MFS general substrate transporter
Exons: 9
Coding region: 1-942 (313 amino acids)
Biological process (GO): transmembrane transport; carbohydrate transport
Cellular component (GO): membrane
Molecular function (GO): carbohydrate:proton symporter activity
Source: RefSeq, a predicted model, not a curated record